Sinocyclocheilus grahami is the source of this 1238-nucleotide messenger RNA. RefSeq names its product multiple myeloma tumor-associated protein 2 homolog. The record is from RefSeq and is a predicted model, not a curated record. The transcript has 8 exons. Bases 110 to 1006 code for a protein of 298 amino acids. Lineage: Eukaryota; Metazoa; Chordata; Actinopteri; Cypriniformes; Cyprinidae.
GUUUCCCGGAUGUUGUGGAAAACUAAGGCCUGAUUCUUCUACUACACGCGUGUAAAACAUCUCUGCGCGUUUAGGAGGCUGAGAAAGUGUGUCUGGAUGAGCAGAAGCCAUGUUUGGCUCAUCGAGGUCUGGAGGGGUGAGAGGGGGUCAGGACCAGUUCAACUGGGACGAUGUGAAAGUGGAUAAACACAGAGAGAACUAUUUGGGGAAUUCCGUCAUGGCACCGGUUGGCCGGUGGCAGAAAGGGAAGGAUUUGUCAUGGUACGCCAAAGAUAAGAAGGGUGGCGCAUCUCUGUCUAAAGAGCAGGAGAUGGCAGCGGUACGGGAGGCAGAGCACGAGGCCAUGUUAGCAGCACUGGGUCAUAAAACAAUCAAGAGACAACCAACUGGUCUUACCAAAGAGGAUCUUGCAGAUGUGUGCCGGAGGGAAGGGGAGGCGGAUGAACGGGACGUGGACAGGGUCUCUGGGCUCGGAAGCUCCAGGGCUGGACCGAGAGGAAUGGUGCUUUCCAAGCAAGAAAAAGAAGCAGUAAAAAUGGGGUUGCCAGUUUUCACGCAUCACAAAGCUGAUAGACCACAAGAAGCCAGUAAGAAUCCUGAGGAGGCCAACAGACCUGAUAAAGAGGAUAAAAGAUCUGACCGAAAAAAGAAGAGUAAAAAGGAGAAGAAAAGUAAGAAGGAGAAAAAGAAGAAGAAAGAGAAAACGAAACACAGAAGCAGAAGUGACUCUUCGGAUUCAGACUCCGAAAGCUACAGUAAAAGGCAUAGAAAAGAUCCCCGGGACCACCAUGGUCCUAAUCCAUCAAGGAGCAGUCAGAGUGGAGCCGGAGCCCGUGACAGCCAUUCAGGAGGGGGGCCAAGGGCCGAGCACAGGACCCUGACCCCCCCUCAACAGCACCGCCGCCGCCGGCACGACACGGACUCGUCCUCUGACGGACACCGCGCUGGUCGAGGCUCCCCGGCACAAAGCUACCGGCGGCGCCAUGAUAGCAGCUCAGACGACUGAUGCCCCGCUAUUGCCCCUUUAUCCACACCUCCUCACCCUGAGAAUGAAUCCGAUUGGCCCCUUUGUCAAACUCUGGACAACUUGGGCCACAAGACAGCAUAUCCAAUCUCAGGAAAUCUGUCCAAAACAUGUCUUGGGUCACAUUUCAUCAAAUUUUGGUUCAAGAAAAUGCAGCUUGUUUUAGGCUAUUAAAAUUUUUCACAUCAUUUCCCCCCAAAAUAUUCAAGUAAAA